Messenger RNA from Sorex araneus (European shrew), 1937 nucleotides. RefSeq names its product MAP6 domain containing 1 (gene MAP6D1). The transcript is spliced from 3 exons. Gene Ontology annotation, molecular function: microtubule binding; calmodulin binding. Gene Ontology annotation, biological process: cytoskeleton-dependent intracellular transport; regulation of microtubule cytoskeleton organization; microtubule cytoskeleton organization. Lineage: Eukaryota; Metazoa; Chordata; Mammalia; Eulipotyphla; Soricidae. The record is from RefSeq and is a predicted model, not a curated record. Gene Ontology annotation, cellular component: Golgi-associated vesicle; microtubule; cis-Golgi network. The coding region runs from base 57 to 641 and encodes 194 amino acids.
CGCGGGGGCGGCGCGGCCGGGCGCGCGCCGAGCGGAGCGGCGGGCAGCGGGGCGGCAUGGCGUGGCCCUGCAUCAGCCGCCUGUGCUGCCUGGCGCGGCGCUGGAACCAGCUGGACCGCUCCGACGUGGCCGUGCCGCUGACCCUGCACAGCUACUCGGACCUCGAGAGCGACGAGCCGGCCUCGGGCAGCGCCGCCUCGCGCCGGGGCGCGCCGCCCGCAGGUGCCCGGGAGCCCGGCCGCGACGUGCCGCUCACUCAGUACCAGCGGGACUUCGGCAUGUGGACGGCGCCCGCGGCGCCCCGAAAUGCGGCGCCGGGCCGUGCGGCGGGGGCGGGCGGCCGCCGGGCCAGAGCCGCGGCGCCCCCCGGGCCUCGGGCGGUCUACGUGCUCCCCGUCGGCGAUGCGGACACGGCGGCGGCAGCCACCACGUCGUACAGGCAGGAAUUCCAGGCCUGGACUGGUGUGAAGCCCCCCAGACCCACCAAGGCCAAACCCGCCACUGUGGUCACCACCCGCACCUCUGGAUGGGAUGGCAGCAACCCGGGGGCCGGUUUUCAGGUCCCUGAGGUGAGGAAGAAGUUCACCCCCAACCCCUCAGCCAUCUUCCAGGCCUCGGCUCCCCGGAUCCUCAAUGUGUGACGGCCACCGAGAGGAAGGCCUCGGGCGGAUCAGACCAGAGCCCCAGGCAGCUCGGAGGCACCAUUAAGGGGGGACACCCCUCUCCACACGCAGGGGCGGCAGGCCUGGCACAGAGCAGGGACAGAGGGACAGUGACCCUGGCCCCCACCCGCCUCGCCUUCCAAGAGAGGCUCCACCCCUGCCGCCAUCCUUCACUUGCAGAGUCUCGUGGCUCAGUUCUUCUGGGACGUGAUGCGGCCCCCAGGGGCUGAGGAAGAGGGGCCUCAGGGGUCCUGGGUAGGGCCAGUUUUCCUAGGCUGCAUGAGAAUUUCCUAGCCUGCUGCCCUCCACCGGACCACGCCGGGGAGCCCUGGGGGCCGGUGUGGCCGUGGACAGCCGGGGCAGUCACCUGCAUGGUGUCACCCAGUGUGGCUGGGUGGCCAGAAGCUGCGCCCCUGAGGAAGUCUCACCCAGGGUUCUUUUCCGAAGCAGCAUUUCCACAGGACCGACACCCUUAGGUCUUGUCUUGGGGGGUGUAUGUAGGGGGGGUGCAUGAGGGUGAAGGAGCAAAGGACGUUCUGGUUUCUAACCUGAUCCAAUCCCAGUCCCACAUCAUGGCUGGGGCGUGACCCUACACUGGCUUGGAACUGGGGGUGCCCUGAGGCACCUCAUCAGACUUUGGAAGACCCUGAGAGACGGCCCCGCGCCCCUUCUACUCAGGGUGCCCACUCUCAGGCUCGGCUCACCUUGUCUCCUGAUUUUUGUAACAAAUUCCAGCCGGUGUCAGCCUGGGCCCUGCACCCCACCAUUCAGUAUCUGAAGGCCCGCUCGGUCCAAUCGGAGACCAUGGCUGGAGGCUGCAUAGAAGGGAAGGCCCUUGCCUUGAAUGUGGCUGUGGUGAGCUUGAGCCUGGUUCAAAUCCUUGGCACCAUCAGAUGGUCACUGAGCACCACCUAGGGUCACCACAGAGCAAGGUGUGGCCUGAAAGUCAGAGAGAUGCAAGGCAAGAUUCGGGUGCUUCUGGUCAGAAGCUCACAGGAGAGCAGCUGUGGGGUGCAGGGGUGGCCGCCUGGGGCUGCACAGAUGGCCCCUCAGGUGCUAGCACUGCGGGCACAGCCAUGUGAGACCCUAAGCCCACACGUACAGGGGGUUCCCGCCCUGCAGGUGCCUGGGUUUGCAUGUCGGCUACUCCCGCGGGCCCUCUGUGGGGCCUGGGCAGAGUUAACAGUACAAUCUCAGAUGUUACUAAACUGCGGAAAUGUACGCCUCAGAUUCCUUGUUAAUUUAUUUCCUGGCAUCAAUGACAAACCAACCCGA